UCCCCGCCUGAAGCCCGGAUGGGUUGUAACGCCAUUACCGCGGUAGCCGCUUAGCGAGUUCUCGAAGCCGGCCUGGGCACCGGACGGGCCGCCAUGCGACUGCUUCGCCGCCUGCUGCUGCUGCUGCUGCUGCUGCUGCUCGUCCCCGCCGUGCUGCAGCGGGGCGGCCCGCCAGGUUCCUUAGCUGAGGCUCAAGACCUGACGGAAGAUGAGGAAACGGUGGAAGACUCAGUCAUUGAAGAUGAAGACGAUGAGGCCGAGGUAGAGGAAGAUGACCCUACAGAUUUGACAGAAGAUAAGGAAGAAGAGGAUGUACCCGGUGAGCCUGAGGCUUCACCAAGCGCAGACACAACCAUCUUGUUCGUGAAAGGAGAAGAUUUUCCAGCAAAUAACAUUGUGAAGUUCCUGGUGGGCUUCACCAACAAGGGCACGGAAGAUUUUAUUGUGGAGUCCCUGGAUGCCUCCUUCCGGUACCCUCAGGACUACCAGUUUUAUAUACAGAAUUUCACAGCUCUGCCUCUGAACACGAUAGUGCCACCGCAGAGACAAGCGACUUUUGAGUACUCCUUCAUCCCUGCAGAGCCCAUGGGUGGCCGGCCCUUCGGGCUGGUCAUCAACCUCAACUACAAGGAUUUCAGUGGCAAUGUAUUCCAAGAUGCUGUCUUCAAUCAAACAGUUACAGUUAUUGAAAGAGAGGAUGGGUUAGACGGAGAGACAGUCUUCAUGUACAUGUUCCUCGCCGGCCUCGGGCUCCUGGUGCUUGUUGGUCUUCACCAGCUGCUGGAGUCCAGAAAGCGUAAGAGGCCUAUACAGAAAGUGGAAAUGGGCACCUCGAGUCAGAACGAUGUGGACAUGAGUUGGAUUCCGCAGGAAACCUUGAAUCAGAUCAUGCAGAGUAGACGAGAUAAAGCUUCGCCGAGAAGGCUGCCCCGGAAGCGGCUACAGAAGAGGUCUGCGGGCUCUGAUGAGUGACGCCCUUGUGCAGCAGCUCCGUCUGUGCUUGUCCUGCCGUGCGUGGCUCCGUGCCGACGCCGCGUCCCCGCACGAGGCGCCUGCUGCUUACACGUGGCCUGGGCAGGCAGUGUGGCGUUAAUGCACUGCGUUCAUUUUUCUAAAGUAACAAAUCUGGUUUUUUAAAAACCAUUAAAAUCUGUGUGUGCGUGUGCAUGUAUGUGAGCAGUUGGUCUUAGCAGAAUCAUUGUGGAAUGCCUGAAACAUGCCUUUAGAAUGCUAGGAUGCAGCUAACACUUCCUUUUGACAUUGUAUGAUUUUUUUUCCCGCCAAACCUUUAGGAAUAAUAUGCCCAAUAUGCUUAUACUUGUCCUGCCUCGAGCUGUUUGCAAGGCAGUAAUUUAUUUCUUCCUUGGACUGGCUCCCGUGCCGGCCCUUGUCCGUGGACCAGCACUCUGAAAGUGUGAGCAGGUCCCUCUGCUCUGAGCGGGCGUUUGGCAUUUUGCUGCUGCUUACGAUAAUGCACACGUUCCACAAACCUUCCGUCACAGAUUCAAGGAAUUCAGGGUUCUGUUCUACCGACAAAAUUGUGUGAAACAUAAAAAUUGUGCCCACUUCAGUGUAUAAAAUCUAAUCACUUUUUAAACAAAGCAAACGUGCAUGCGGACUAAUGGAGUUUGUCGGCAUCGCUGAUUCUGACCGAGGGUGACUGGGUGAUUGCAGACCUGCGCACUUGGCAGAGGAAGCUGCUCCGUUCUCCGUCCUCGUGGAAGCAUGGCUCUUAGAAAGGGGGCUGGGCUUACACGCUCCACGGACGAGAAGCGCGUGUGUGCUCCUGGGGACGUCGGCCAUUCUGAGCCCCGAAGGCCAGCUUGGGGCAGGUGUUCUGAAAGCAGUUUGUAUUUGCUUUUUAUUGAAUCCUUUGUGUAGGGGGAAAGAUGUCGGCAUAGCUUUUUUCUUUGUUAAACUGAAAACCGCCAAAAUUCUCUGCUGUUCAUUAGGACCCAGUGGACAUAACACCUCUUAGAGAGUUAUACUCACUCCAGGUGGAAAAUUAAGUUUGCUGCCGUUGUCAAAUUGGAUUCAGGAUAAAGUAAGAAAACAAAAUAGUGCAGUCGCAUUUUAAGCCACGCGCUCACACGCGUGUUCUGUGAGGAAGUGAUCAGUGACAUGUUAGUGGCUGUCACAUCUCUGACCCCUGCAUUUUCUGCAGUGUCCUCGCUCUCACACCACAGAGCGAAAGACAGAAGAUGUUCGCAGGCUGUGUGAGGCCAGAGCCCAGGUCGGGGACAGUCCCCGUGUGGUGGCCCGUCGCUGUGCGACCAGGAACCGAGAUGCUCCAUGCGUGGGCUCUGCUGCAUCCUGAAUUGUCUAUUUCUGUGUAAUACAAAGGAUUUGGAUUUUUAA
This is a messenger RNA of Ochotona curzoniae (black-lipped pika), 2358 nucleotides long. It is a transcript of the gene SSR1, whose product is annotated as signal sequence receptor subunit 1. The coding region runs from base 94 to 972 and encodes 292 amino acids. Gene Ontology annotation, cellular component: endoplasmic reticulum; endoplasmic reticulum membrane. The record is from RefSeq and is a predicted model, not a curated record. NCBI's taxonomy places the organism in Eukaryota, Metazoa, Chordata, Mammalia, Lagomorpha, Ochotonidae. The transcript has 9 exons.